GUAUGGGAGAAGAGAGCCGUUAUAGCAUGGCAUGUGGCAAUUGGCAGUUCCCCUCUUCUCACCUUUGAAAAAUAUUCUUUUUUUUUUUUUUUUGAAAAUUAAAAUGCAGAGCUAAUAAAUUUCUAUGGAAGAGUAUCACAACGAAGAGAUCCCUACUUCUCGGAGAGUUUUCUAUACCCCAAAUCCAAUUCGAACCUUGGCCUGCUUCACUGUCUUGACAGAGUCUUAGACAUUGCAUAUACAUUAUCUGAAAUUCUCAGCUUAAGAGGGCCAUGCCCAUGAAUGAACUUUUGUAGUAGUUGUAGAGGUAGCUAGGACUAUAUAUAUAAAAAAAAAAGCUUCAGUCGUAGCACUGGCUCAUUACCUUUGUUGGCCAUCUGGGUUUCAAACCAGUUUGAAAUUUGAAAUGGAAGUUUUAGCUAAGAAAAAGGAGAAUUCGCUGAAACGGAAAGAUGGGUUUGAAAUUUUGAGCGGUAAAAGUAGGGGUGCUGCUGCAGCAACCGAGUCGCUCACUGAUUCGAGUGUUGAGUUUGGAGAGACUAGUUCAAGUAGAUCGAGCUCGGAGAUUUCAACGGAAGAUGUAAAAGUAAAAGGGUCUUCCUCGCCUCCUCAUUUGGGGUGGCCUAUACGGAGGGCCGAUGUUCGUAAAAGCUUCUCUGUUGAUUCUGCUGAAGAUGGAAAAAAGGCCCAUGUUGAAGAUACCAAAUUUAACGAUUUGAGUUCAAAAAUUUCGGAGCUUGAAAUGAUGAAGGAAAGGUUUGCAAAAUUGUUGCUUGGAGAAGAUAUGUCAGGUUCUGGAAAGGGAGUUUGCACAUCUUUGGCCAUUUCAAAUGCCAUUACAAAUCUAUGUGCUACUGUUUUUGGGCAACUGUGGAGAUUGGAACCUUUAGCCUCUGAAAAGAAAGUAAUGUGGCGAAGAGAGAUGGAAUGGCUUCUUUGCGUUAGUGAUCAAAUUGUUGAAUUAAUUCCCACUUGGCAAACAUUUCCUGACGGAAGUAAACUUGAGGUGAUGACUUGCAGGCCUAGAUCAGAUAUGUUUAUGAAUCUGCCUGCUUUACGCAAAUUAGAUAACAUGCUCCUUGAAAUACUAGACAGUUUCAUCGAUACAGAGUUUUGGUAUGUUGAUCAAGGAGUAACAGCCCCAGAUGCUGAUGGAUCUGCCUCUUUCCGCAAAACACUUCAGCGGCAAGAAGAGAAGUGGUGGCUCCCUGUUCCUCGGGUCCCCGCUGGUGGCCUGAGUGAAAAUUCCAGAAAACAGUUGAAUCACACUCGGGAAUGCACCAAUCAAAUAUUGAAAGCAGCCAUGGCGAUUAACAGCAUUACUUUAACCGAAAUGGAAGUUCCAGAGUCAUACUUGGAAGCUCUACCAAAGAAUGGUAGAGCUUGCCUUGGGGACAUCAUCUAUAGGUAUAUUACAUCAGAUCAAUUCUCUUCAGAAUGCUUGCUUGAUUGCCUUGAUCUGUCCUCUGAACAUGUUGCUCUGGAGGUUGCCAACCGUGUUGAGGCAUCAAUAUAUGUUUGGCGUCGAAGAGCUCAUUCGAAACCUCCAAUUCAUCCGAGCCGCUCCACUACAAAGUCAUCUUGGGGUAUGAUGAAGGACCUUAUGAUUGAUGGAGACAAGAGGGAAUUGCUGGCAGAAAGAGCUGAAAGCCUUCUGCUUUGUUUGAAGCAACGGUUCCCUUCUCUCACCCAAACUACCUUAGACACUAGCAAAAUCCAGUACAACAAGGAUGUGGGAAAGUCAAUACUUGAAAGCUACUCAAGAGUUUUGGAGAGCCUGGCCUUCAAUAUUGUGGCUCGUAUCGAUGAUCUGCUCUAUGUGGAUGACUUGAAUAAACAGUCUGAUAAAGUUCCAUCAGCUUCUAAAGUCAGUGUGAUAACUCACAAGAAGGUGUCAAUCUCUUAUCCAGUGCCUGCCUCAAGCACUCCAUAUAAAUCAGCUUCUACCACUCCAAACUUUUCACCUGCGCCGCUAAUUAGCCCUGCCAGGGGAGAAAGAACUCCUUUUCUCCACAGCAACAGUACUAACAACAACAACAACAGUAACAAGCCUGGUCGUCGUGGUUUCGGAGUAAGAAGAGUUUUGACAAAUUAUCUUGGUGUUGAGACGAAACCGAGGAUUUGUGGCAAUUCAACUGAAGGAACAGCUCCAGUUCCAAGCAGUUGUGGCAAAGAAAAUAUUAAUCGUCGAACAGACUCAUCAGCUCAGCAAAAUGGAACUAAAUUACUUAAAAAAUAGUCGUUAAAUUCUUGUUUGUUUGUGAUUUGGGAGUGUGAUAGCUAUACUGAUAGAAAAACCUCUGUAAUUUAAUGGAUUUGUUGAGUUUCUUAUUCAUAUAUUGUACGCAUCUGAAUGUAGCUAAAAGUAGAGUGCAGACAUUUGAUUGCUUGUUACAAAUUCUUUGCAAAUAUCAUCUUAUAACUUAUUUUGUCA
Messenger RNA from Cannabis sativa, 2434 nucleotides. RefSeq names its product rop guanine nucleotide exchange factor 7. Lineage: Eukaryota; Viridiplantae; Streptophyta; Magnoliopsida; Rosales; Cannabaceae. The record is from RefSeq and is a predicted model, not a curated record. Gene Ontology annotation, molecular function: guanyl-nucleotide exchange factor activity. The coding region runs from base 407 to 2239 and encodes 610 amino acids. The transcript has 7 exons.